This is a messenger RNA of Diaporthe amygdali, 1092 nucleotides long. RefSeq lists its product as uncharacterized. The transcript has a single exon. Lineage: Eukaryota; Fungi; Ascomycota; Sordariomycetes; Diaporthales; Diaporthaceae. The coding region runs from base 1 to 1092 and encodes 363 amino acids. The record is from RefSeq and is a predicted model, not a curated record.
AUGAUUAGGUCACGUAGGAAGGCUUACGAACGAUCAGACGACGACGACGACACUUCUGACUCGGAUCAAGAUUCGGAACUGGACGCCGAGGGCGAAACGCAGCUCGCCCUUCAAGAAAAAGAAAACGCCUUGGUCGAGUCCGCACUGCGACGAAUAAGACGAGCGCAGUCAAAAGGCAAGCAAGAGGUCAGGUUGAACAAAAAAGAGCUGGCAGCCUUGGAACAACGGCGGAAGCGCAUGCAAGCCGAGUCUGGCGGGAACAAAAAGAAGAGGGAGCAGCGUUAUGCGGUACCGCUGUCGCAGCUAGGACCAAUGUCUCAAAAGGAGAACCGGGCGCUGGUUGCGCCUGAUGAUACCUUGCCUCCACAUCCAUCGCCAGGGACGUUUGAGAGAACACAGGAUAGCAGGCUUCAACCUCCUGUGGGCUGGUUCGCUCACCCAUCGUCAUCCCGUCCCGGAACCGCAGAUUCUCGCGAAUCUCGCAGAUCUUCUGGAAGGGCAUCCGACCGCGAACUAAGCUCAUCCCCUUUCCAGUAUUCCUACGUUCAGCCAUCAGGUCCACCUUCGAAUCCGAGACAUUCAUCUGACCCGUCCCUGCGGCAUCGUUCAUCUCGUGGUCCUCUGCCUCACGAAGAAGCAUGGAUGCCACAGUACGGCGCAUCCGCGUCUACAUCGUCUAUUCCCUCAGCGCAUGACCCUUUUCGAUACAUGACAUCAGGCCCGCAAGCUCCAUAUCAUGGUUCGAUGACUGGUUCCCGUGUUCCAUCUGGCUCUCAAGUCCACCUGGACCCCUUGCGCGCAGACAAUGCUGCUCGGCGCCAAUCCAGGCAAAUCAGUCCUGACGACACCGAGAGUGACGACAGCGAGGACGAUGACGACACAAGCGAUGAUCUAGGUGCAGGUGUGCGCAUUGGGAGCUCAAACGUUGGGCCUUCGAGCAGUCGGGACCAGAUCAUUGUCGAGGAGGAACGGGAGCCUACACCACCACCUCGACCUGUGACGCGAUCAAAGAAGGUCUCAUCGGCUACAUCGUCCCCUAAACGAAAGCCUGUGGGUGGUAGCACUGGCCGCAAGAAAAAGGGCAGCAAAUGA